Molecule: messenger RNA, 786 nt
Organism: Pyrus x bretschneideri (Chinese white pear)
Lineage: Eukaryota; Viridiplantae; Streptophyta; Magnoliopsida; Rosales; Rosaceae
Exons: 1
Coding region: 1-786 (261 amino acids)
Molecular function (GO): nucleic acid binding
Source: RefSeq, a predicted model, not a curated record
AUGCAUGAUGAGCAUAUUUUGCUCGAUUUGAAGUGGGUUGAGGCAAUCGCCACUAGGACUAAUGACUCUAAAAUGGUUCUCAGUUUCCUUAAAGAAUACAUAUUUGCUAGAUUUGGAACUCCCAAAGCUAUAAUCAGUGAUGGAGGUACAGACUUUUGCAACCGAUCAUUUGAGGCUUUAUUAAAAAGCUAUAAAGUCAAACAAAUCCUUGAGAAGACUGUAGGCCCUACUAAAAAAGAUUGGUCGUUGCGCUUACAUGAUGCAUUAUGGGCUUAUAGAAUAGCAUAUAAGACUCCCAUAGGCAUGUCACCCUUCCGACUUGUCUAUGAAAAGCCUUGCCAUCUUCCUGUGGAGCUAGAACAUAGAGCUUAUUGGGCAAUAAAAAAGCUCAAUUUGGAUCUAAAGGAAGCAAUCCAUUUGAGGAGGUUUCAACUCAGUGAGUUUGAUGAGUUAAGGAAUGAUGCAUAUGAGAGCUCUCGAAUUUACAACGAAAUGACCAGAGCAUAUCAUGACAAUGCAAUCCCUAGGAAGUUGUUUGAGAUUGGGCAGAAAGUUCUUUUAUUCAAUUCACGCCUUAGGCUCUUCCUUGGUAAGCUUCGUUCCCGUUGGUAUGGUAUGUUUCUUGUCACUAAUGUUUAUCCUCAUGGUGCAGUGGACAUUCAAAACAUCCAGACAGGGAACACUUUCAAAGUGAAUGGCCAUCGUCUUAAGCCAUACUAUGAUGCUUAUCAACCAAUUCCUGAGGUUGCUGAGACUCUCCAUCCACCACCACCAUUAGCCACUUAA